This is a messenger RNA of Penaeus vannamei (Pacific white shrimp), 2651 nucleotides long. Its product is annotated as N(4)-(Beta-N-acetylglucosaminyl)-L-asparaginase. Gene Ontology annotation, molecular function: asparaginase activity; N4-(beta-N-acetylglucosaminyl)-L-asparaginase activity; beta-aspartyl-peptidase activity. The record is from RefSeq and is a predicted model, not a curated record. Gene Ontology annotation, cellular component: lysosome; cytoplasm. Gene Ontology annotation, biological process: protein deglycosylation. Lineage: Eukaryota; Metazoa; Arthropoda; Malacostraca; Decapoda; Penaeidae.
CUUCCACAUGAGUAACAGCUGAAAGUCUUAUCUACGUCACAUAAGGUACUGAGAGAACAAAAUUGAAAGGACAAGCUGAUACUUCUGAUCUCUGGCCUACAGCUGAUUGCCAAAACAACACAACAGGGCGGUCAGCAUGUGGAAGGGGGAGCUAAUGAGGAUUUUAGCCGUAUAUUCCCUUGUGGCUGUUACUUCCGCCGUGAGUAAUGACGUCCAAGGAAGAGAAUCACCAAAGAUAUUACUGCCGCUUGUGAUAAAUACGUGGUCAUUUGUUAAUUCAACAGCAAAAGCAUGGAGUGUGCUCUACAAUGACAAAGGUUCGGCUUUAGAUGCUGUAGAGAAAGGAUGUUCUGUGUGUGAGGAGCUGCAGUGUGAUGGGUCUGUAGGUUUUGGAGGAAGUCCUGAUGAAAAUGGAGAGACGACAUUGGAUGCAAUGAUUAUGGAUGGGACAACACACGAUGUAGGAGCAGUUGCUGCCUUGCGGAGAGUUAAGAGUGCAAUAUCUGUUGCUCGAAUGGUACUUGAACAUACAACACAUACAUUGCUUGUGGGAGAUCAGGCUACAGAGUUUGCUCUCCAGAUGGGAUUCAAGGAAGAAAAUUUGACAACUGCUAAUUCUGUUGAGAUACAUGAGCACUGGAAAGAAAAAUCCUGCCAGCCUAAUUACUGGAAGAAUGUUCAGCCAGAUCCCACAGCAAGUUGUGGACCCUAUACCCCUAUAGAUGUAUCAAAGAAAAGUAAAAAAUGGGCAACUGCACAAGAGGGGAAAAAUUUUAAUACCAGGAACCACGACACUAUUGGAAUGAUUGCCAUAGAUUCUCAAGGACACAUUGCUGGUGGAACGUCAACUAAUGGGGCCACUCACAAGAUUCCCGGUAGGGUUGGAGAUUCCCCGAUUCCAGGCAGCGGAGCUUAUGUUGACAGACAUGUGGGAGGUGCAGCAGCCACAGGGGAUGGAGACGUAAUGAUGCGCUUCAUGCCAGCUUUGGUAACAGUUGAAGGAAUGAGGUCUGGUUUAUCUCCUCAUAAAGCUGCAGAACUAGCCCUAUUUCAGAUUGGUAUGUAUUACCCAGAAUUCAUGGGAGCAAUUGUUGCCACGUCAAUUACUGGCGAGGUUGGGGCAGCUUGUCAUGGGUUUGAUAAAUUCCCGUAUUCUGUUGCAAAUCCAACACUGCAGGGAGUAACUGUCAUGGAAGUUCUUUGCUUUGGUUAAUGGUUAGUGACAGUCUUCAUAUUUGAUGGACUGCAAGGAUAAAGAAAUUUUGUAGCAUUUUUAAUGCAAUGAAUGUUUAACCUGUAUUCAAGGACUCUUCAGAGUGAAUGUACUUAUAGUGUUGUUUUCAUAUUUUUGUUGUCACUUUUAGUAAUCUGCAUUAAAAAAAUGCUAAUGUUUCCGUCAUCACUGAAAGAUGGUCACAAUAUCUUUCUCGUACAAUUUUUUCCACAUUCCUCAUUUUUAAAUGUACUUCUUUUAUUCUAAUUUCCCUCUUUUGCCAUUCUGUUCAGAAUUAAUGAAAGUACAGAAAUGACAUAUAGGAUAUUGAUAUAUUUCAUAAUACAUAAGAUGAAUUAUAUGUCUUCAUUCUAGAGAUUUUAUAAUUUUACAGCAUAUAUCAUAGUACAUAUCUUACACUUUUUAAGUAUUGUAUAUUUUGCCUUUGGUUGUAUGAUCAGAGUUUUAUCUCUCUGAGAUAUUUUUGUAAUAUUUUUUGGGAUAGACUACGAGGUUUGAAUUUCAGGGACUUCGGUCAUUGAGCGUCAAAGGUUCUGGGCUGAUUUGACAUAAAUAGAAAUUGCUUCUGUCUGUAGUUAUUAAAGAUCAGUUCCUGUUGAUCAAAUGUAAAUACUUAGUUCCUAUUGCCAACUAGGUAAGCUAUACAGACAAUGAGGUUUGAAUUUCAGGGAUUUUGGCCAUUGAGCAUCCCAGGUUCUGGGCUAAUUUGAUAUAGAAAUUGCUUCUGUUUGCAGUUGCUAAACCUAGUUCCUGUUGGUCAAAUGUAGCUAUCAAUUUAGCUCAUUCAGCUAUUAUUUUAAAUGACAGUAUGAAAUGUAAAAAACUGAGGUGGAAAUAUAUUUGUUAUAAUCCUUUUCAUAAAGUAUUGAACCUUAGGCAUGUUAGUACAGUGUAGUCUGGAAGAAAUGACUUAAUAAUGGUUCAACACUGUUACUAUUUUAGACGACAAGAAGCAAGCAAAACUGAGAAAAGAAGUUAUUAUGAAAUGACUAGGAUUUAAGCCCCAAGAUGACGCCCUCUCUAACAGCUUUUUGAUUCCUUCCGUUGUUAAACUACAUGUUGUGAUUUUGUCCAGGAGUGCAAUAUUUUUACAUGCAUUGCAGUAUUUUUUCAAGAUGUGAUAGUUAUAUUUAAAGAAACUUUUUUAACUGUACAUCUGCUGGUGAAUGAUUGAUGCCAUAAUGACAGGCUAUUGUGAAAAUUGUAUUAGGCCGACAUGAUGAAGAUACUCAUGUUUUAAUAGUUUUACACAAUAUUUUUUUAUUCUUGUCUCAAAAGUCAUUCUAUAUGAAUUUGCAUCGAGAGUGCACGUUCAGAUGAGCUUGGACUAUACAAUACUUGUGGGAUAAGUUUGUAUGUAUUUUGGUGAAUGUGUAUAAAUAUCCCUAUAAUGCAGAAUGUUAAUUAAUAAGGAAUC